UUAUAUUAUAAUUAUAACUUUGAGUAAAUAUAAGAAUUAUAAGAUAGUUUUAGAGAAACAUUAUCUAUCCAAAAUUAUCGAUGUAAAAAUUGAAUACCUAUUUCCUAUUGUCUAACAACAACAACAAGGUAUACUGGCUAAACAUGCAGUGAUAUUUUUCAACAUGAAUGUAGAAUGUAUAAAAGUCCAAUUUUGUUCAGCUAAUAUGUUCUACAGCAUGUUUUCCUUGCCAAGACAUCUCAUCUGUCAAAUUUGCAUACUCUGCCGCUGGUUUCUAGCGUCCAUGAAAUAAAUAGAAACCAGCGGCAGCGUCUCAAGAAAAUGUAGUGGAGGAAAAAGUUUAGACCGUCUCAGCUUUUUAGCGUACCACAAAAUUCAAUUAACGGAACAUUUUCCCCCACUACAUUUUCUUGACGCUGCUGCUGGUUUCUAGCGUUCAUGAAAUUGCACCUGAACGGACCCAAAGUUUCCGUUGAGCGGAAGAGAGAGAGAGAGAGCUACAUGAUAGAAAGAAAAAGAAGAUGGCAGAUGUGCGUGGAAUGACCUGCGUGACCGUCCAGGCGCUCGCUGCGUAUGGAAGGAAAGGUCGGGAUGGAUCGGAUAGAUCGAGGAUAGUCGAGGUCUUUUCUCGCCUAGCUGUUGAAGAGUGCGGACGUACAGUCGAGUGCGGUCUUAGAGUAUUCUAGAUAGCAGAGAAAAUAUGGCAUCCAAUUACCAAACAUUAUAUGGUGAGAGUUGUGGUCGAUAUCCUUAUAUCGGCAGAAAAUCCGUGGGAGAAGAGGAUAUUAGAGUUGACUUCAUCUAUCAAUUUGUGAAGAAAAGAUACGUUAAAAUCCACUCUAAUUGCAGUGUAUUUUAUACUGCCCCUGACAUAAUUGGACCACCCAAAUUUUCAAACUAUGAAGAACCAUUUCAGAAAUUGAAUCGAUGGAAUAAUGAUAUCGACAUUUCAAUAACUCCGUGGCAAUACCAAGAAUCCAUGAUAACUUAUCAUAGUAUACCAUGGCCGCCAUGGCAUCAACCGAACGGACAUAAUUACAUUGAUAUCGAGUUUCAUGAAGCUGUAUAUCCAAUCAGAGUUUCUAUAUACGAAAUGUCACGAAACAAUCCUGGAGACGUAAUUCAAAUUUCGGCUCAAGAUGAUUCUAAUAAUGAGUGGUUUAAAUUGUGGGAAACUGAUUAUAAGUCUGAGAUUGUACCCCCGACAUCAAGAUUAUUUUCUCCACCCUUAUCACACCCGCGUGACUUUAAAACAAAAAUGCUAAGACUAUUUUUUAAAAAACAGAGCUACAGCUACAGAGCUACAGCUUUCGGUGAAAUACCUGCUUACACAAAGGUAGAUGCUGUGAUGCUUAUCGGUACAUCAGAGUUGGUUCGUCCUAGAAAUUAUAAGAAGAGUUUAACUAAUCUGUUAAAGGAAAUUAACUGCAUGUACUUUCCACACCAUGAGGAUAUUCAUAAUUUAACAGCAGAUUUCAAAAAUGCACACUUGGAUAUAGAUUAUCUGCAACGACAUUUUUCUGAAUAUUGCAUUAUAAUGGAAUAUUGUAAGGAUGGAAGCUACAUAAGAAGGGUUUCUAAGGGGAGUAUUUUGAGAGAGAAUUUGAUGCACAAAAAUGUAUCUCUGGAGAUAAUUCGUCAUUCGAAUUGUGCAAAACGUAUAAUACUCUCUUCGGAUGAAUCCAAGGAGCUAUCACGUUGCAAUAUAUCUGACUUUCCUGAUGAAAUACUACUAAUAAUAUUAAAAAACUUGGAUCUGAUGACGUUAUGCCGCUUGAAUUAUGUAAACAAACGCUUCAAUGAAUUGAUACGAGACCCUCAUCUUUAUACACGUUUGAAUAUACACUAUCCAGUUGCCGCAGAGUAUAUUGCCCAAGCCCAAAAUAUCGCAAGACGCAUGAGCAAUAUAUUAUGUUACUUUACAUCUAGAUGUAAAUAUUUGCAGCAGUUAGAUCUUACAAAAAGCACGUUUGAUGUUGAGGAUUUUACAAACUUUCUUGACAAUUGUGGCAGGCGGUUAACGCACUUAAGAUUAAAAUACUGCCGUUCUAUCAAUAAUCUUGCCCUACUUAAAAUUUCAGAGAUAUGUGUAAAUUUGAAAGAAUUAAAUCUAGAUUGUUGUGAUGGCAUAAAGGACGAAGGAUUUUCGUAUCUCGAGAAAUUAAAUGGUUUGGAACAUUUAAGCCUUCGUCGUACACUUAUAACAGCUGAACGUUUUUACAAAAUACUACAAAAAAAUCAACGGAUGCGUUUUUUUAUUUUCCCUACAACCGCAACCGAGACCGCAACACAGUUUAUGAGAUUGUGUCCUAACUUGGAAGUAAUACGUUUAGACAACUGUAUUAAUUAUACAUCGCAGGAUAUUGACGUUCUCGCUGACU
Temnothorax curvispinosus is the source of this 2381-nucleotide messenger RNA. RefSeq lists its product as uncharacterized. Gene Ontology annotation, biological process: SCF-dependent proteasomal ubiquitin-dependent protein catabolic process. Lineage: Eukaryota; Metazoa; Arthropoda; Insecta; Hymenoptera; Formicidae. The record is from RefSeq and is a predicted model, not a curated record. Gene Ontology annotation, cellular component: SCF ubiquitin ligase complex. The transcript has 7 exons. Gene Ontology annotation, molecular function: protein binding. The annotation marks the transcript as partial.